Ahaetulla prasina is the source of this 3590-nucleotide messenger RNA. RefSeq names its product ras GTPase-activating protein 4-like. The transcript is spliced from 21 exons. The record is from RefSeq and is a predicted model, not a curated record. The coding region runs from base 229 to 2649 and encodes 806 amino acids. NCBI's taxonomy places the organism in Eukaryota, Metazoa, Chordata, Lepidosauria, Squamata, Colubridae. Gene Ontology annotation, biological process: regulation of GTPase activity; intracellular signal transduction.
GCGAGCUGAGGCAGGCAAGGUUGCGUGGAAAUGCGGGAAGGCGCCGAGUUAGCGGUCGUUCAGUUCUCUGUUUCGGGUCCCGUUCCGAUUAUUUAGUUCUUGUUCUUCUUCUUGUUAAGUCUCUUCAUCACGUUGGGCGUCAUCAACCCAGUCGAGUCCGAUUAUGGCAACCCGGCGUUAAGGUUUCAUUCUGGCGGUCCUUCUUCGCAGGCAGCGCGCGAGUGAGCCAUGGCUAAAAGGAGCUCCUUGUUUAUCCGAAUAGUGGAAGGGAAAAAUUUGCCCGCCAAAGACAUUACAGGUAGCAGUGACCCCUACUGUAUUGUGAAAAUUGACAAUGAAACAAUAAUUAGGACAGCCACGGUGUGGAAAACUCUCUUUCCCUUUUGGGGUGAAGAAUAUGAAGUCCACUUGUCUCCCAGUUUCCGUUGUGUAUCCUUCUACGUGAUGGAUGAAGAUGCAUUGAGCCGGGAUGACGUCAUUGGGAAGGUGUGCAUCCCCCAAAGUUUGUUGGCUGAGCAUCCGAAAGGCUACAGUGGUUGGUUGAACCUCACGGAAAUUGACCCUGAUGAGGAAGUGCAAGGAGAAAUCCACCUGCAGAUCGAGAUCGUCGGCAACGGUGCUGCAAGGAAGUUGCGCUGUGUUGUGUUUGAUGCCAGGGAUUUAGCUCGGAAAGAUCGGAAUGGAGCUUCUGAUCCUUUUGUCAGAGUCCGCUAUAAUAGCAAAAUUCAGGAGACUUCGGUGAUCAAAAAAUCGUGCUACCCCAGAUGGAACGAGACCUUUGAGUUUGACCUGGAUGAGUCAGCCGCAGAAAAGCUGUGUACUGUUGAAGUCUGGGAUUGGGAUCUUGUCAGCAGGAAUGAUUUUUUGGGGAAGGUGGUAUUCAAUAUCCAAAGGCUGAAGGCUGUCCAGCGAGAAGAAGGAUGGUUUUUGCUCCGCCCAGACAAAUCCAAACCAAGAUUGGAUGAAGGGAAUCUAGGCUCCUUACACCUCCAGGUGCAGCUUCGGGAUGAGAUAGUUCUGCCAUCCAUCUACUACCAGCCUCUUGUCGAGCUGUUGUGCCAGGAAGUGAAAGCAGGGAUAAAGAACAAGAAAGUGCACCUAAUAACCCUGAUUGAUGAGACCACAACAGCUGAAUGCAGACAGGAACUGGCGGUGAACCUAGUCAAGCUCUUCUUGGGCCAAGGCUUGAUUAAAGAGUUCUUGGACCUCCUCUUCAAACUGGAGCUGGACAGAACCUCUGAACCCAACACGUUGUUUCGGAGCAACUCUUUAGCUUCUAAGUCUAUGGAGUCAUUUCUGAAGGUAGCAGGUAUGCAAUACCUCCAUCGAAUCCUUAGGCCGUCAAUCAACCGAGUGUUUGAAGAGAAGAGAUACAUCGAACUAGAUCCCAGCAAAGUGGAAAGCAAAGAGAUCGGAUGUUCUAGCCUUCACCGGAUCCACAGUGAAAGUGAGGUGAUCCAGCAGAGCGGCCAACUCCUUCAGUCGUAUCUGACCGACCUACUGAACACCAUCACCAGGUCUGCCAAGAUGUGCCCUCCGGUCAUCCGUGCCACCUUUCAGCUCCUUUUCAAGAGAGUUGGAGAACAGUUCCCCGAGGAGAAAAAUCAGAAUGUGAAAUUCAUUGCCAUCACCAGCUUCCUCUGCCUACGAUUCUUCUCUCCAGCCAUUAUGUCCCCCAAACUCUUCCACCUUCGGGAGAAGCACGCCGAUGCUCACAUCAGCCGGGCUCUGCUUUUGCUGGCCAAGGCUGUCCAAAACGUGGGGAACAUGGACAACAGCAUCAGCCGCACCAAGGAAGCGUGGAUGGCCCCUCUGCAAGCCACCAUUCAACGCGGUGUGGCUCAGAUGAAGCAGUUCAUCCUGCAGCUCAUUGACAUUGAGGAGAAAGAUGAGUUAGACCUGCAGAAGCCCAUCUCCCUGCAACCUCAGGUUGUCAAAGAAGGGUACCUGUUCAUCCACAAGGCGAGAAGCAAGGGGCCUCUCCUCUCGUUCUCCUUUAAGAAGCUCUAUUUCUCAUUAACACAUGAGGCUCUCACCUGUGCCAAGACACCCAACUCUAAGAAAAGCUCCUUUGUGCCACUGAGUAGCAUCCGGGCAGCUGAGAAAGUCGAGGAGAAAAGUUUUGGUAUCUCUCAUGUCAUGCAGAUCAUCUACACUAAUGAUGCUGGGCAAGACGACACAGCUUACCUGCAGUGCAAGUGUGUGAACGAGCUGAGCCAGUGGCUCUCAGCCUUGCGGAAAGUCUGUGGGGACAACGCGGGAAUGCUAUGCUCCUACCACCCAGGAGUUUUCAGGGGAGACAAAUGGAGCUGCUGCCACCUAAAGGACAAAGCAGGUCUUGGUUGUGACAAAACCCGGCAUGGAGUUACUCUGCGGGAAUGGAACGAUCCCUUGGAUCCUGACUUAGAGGCUCAGCUGAUAUUCCAGCAUCUGCUUGCAACUCAAGAAAUAAUGAGGGAAAAGUAUAAAGAAUUGUCAAUUCUGGAGAAAAGUGAAAAAUAUCAGAGUGAAGAUCCUGAAAAUGCUGACUGUCCUUUCAGGCUUUUCCAGAUACUACACGAUUUAGAAGAAAUGUAUCAAAAGGAGGUUUCCAGGUCCACUGACAUGGCCCAGCAGAAUCAAAAUCACUUGGUGGAACUGCAGACGUGAUUCUCACACACACAGACACACACACACACACAAAUCAUUGGGGGUGGGCAAGCUCCACCUUUGCCCUGUUUAAGCAGAAUGGUUGCUACAUCCCCAGAAUGUCAACUACACAUUCUGGAUGCAAUUUUGUCCACUGAGAUGGAAUGGGAGGGACUGUCCCUUUGCUCGGAAGGUCCUAACCUCUCUUUUGGGACUUCUUCUGUAAUUCAGUUGUUCGGCCUCUGUAGUUUCUGUGGAUCAUUGAGAGUGGCUCUUUUAUCUCUGUUCAUCCACCAGAAUUGGACAAUUCUUUAAAAAAAAAAAGACUGUGUUUCUCUAUCUCAUGAUGCUUUUGAUAAUACACAACAGCAAUGCAUUUACUCUGUUGGGGGGGCUGGUAGGGUAAAGUUUCUGUGCCUUUCAUUCUUCCAUCUUUUUUCCUUCUGACUUUUCCUUACGUCGCUUUAAAAACACACACUGUUGCAUUAAGCAAGCAGCCUGGAUCUUGUGAAGUAGCAAGUCCCGUUUCCCACCUCAUCACAGAACUUUUUCACUAGCAGUGGAUUUCUUGAAGAAGCAACGUUUCUUUCGGAUUCUGAGCUCCAAUGCGUAGAAGAGCUGCCCUGAAUUAGAACAGGGUGAGAUUUGAACUUUUGGGAGCACCAUAAAACUGCAGCAAACUGCUCAAAGGUUAUACAAAAUCUGCAGCUGAAAGAUUUGAGUCAGGUGAUAGAGAGAAAGAGAGAAAAAAAGGUGCUUUUGUCUAAUUCUUUUUUUUUUUUGCAAGGGGAGAGCUAGGGGUCAUCCAGUAAGACAAAUGAAGGUGAGGUUCUUAAUAUAAGUAAGAGGAAAGAAGAAAUUGCUUCACAAUUUUUUUUAUCUUUGAUCCAACUCUGUCCCUUCAAGACCCCCAAACAUUGAAUGUACAAUAAAGCUUUUCUUUUUUUAAAUCAAGGACUCCA